UCAUUUCCUCUUCUUUGUCUCCUUCGCCCGCUUACGACCCGUGACUUCCGCCAACGUCCGACACGUCAUCCACGGACUUUUGCAGAUCUCGACUUUUGCAAUAAUCACCAACACCAUCACCUGGCCCGCCAUGGAUGCCUAGCCGGUGCAUAUCUCGGAAAUACGAAACUCGAAUCCGCCAAGCACCGCGAGGAACUGUCGUGGAGAAGGUGGUGGCGGCGAUUGUAUCCUUAGGUCCCGCCAGCCGAACAUCACCAUGUUGCCGCCUCGCUCUGGUCCGCCUGCAUUCUACGAUCAACGUCGGACAAAGGAGUUUCACACAUACUAUGAACCAUUCAGGAAUGUCACAGUUCAAGCCCCAUCGUGGACAGAUCUCCACGACGAUGCAGCUGUGGCCAACCAUGCGCCUGUCUCAUCCCCGGACAAGGCGCUGACGGCCUUCUGCCAGCUUGCUGCUCUCAAGUUGAACGUCGAUCGGGCCAUGAUCUUCCUCUUCGACGCCGACUACGGUUACAUCCUUGCCGAAGCCACCCGGAGCAUGUCGCUUCGGGAUGACACCCGGCAUUUCGAUGGCGAUGGCCUGUGGCUGGGCCAUACCCAGAUCCCGCGUGGUUUCAGCGUGUGCGAGCAUACGGUCAACCUUCCCCAGAACACUGGAACGAACAGCAACGACUCGGUGACCUCCAGUAUGGCCCAUAUCAUUAACAACUUGGAGUCCGAUCAGCGCUUCUGCAACCGGCCUUACGUGACGGACGGGCCGAAGCUACGUUAUUAUGCUGGCGUGCCGAUCACGAGCCCGAAGGGCAUCAACAUUGGUGCGUUAUGUGCACUCGAUGAUGAGCCCCGCAGCGACACCUCCGUCGCCGAGGUGGAGCUAUUAGUCGACCUGGCAGCCGCGAUCAUGAGCCAUCUUGAGGCUGUCCGUGCCAAAGCUGAAUUUCAGCGCGGCAGCGUCAUGUUGGGGAGCCUGACUCAUUUUGCCGAUGAUGCCGCCAAUCUACGUGACGGAUUCGCGAGUGGGUCGAGUGGUCGUCAUUCGAAGCCUUCAACUCCACCGCCUCCUUCGGUGCCAGAAGGCUUAAGAUUGGAUUCGAUGACUGGCACAGUGUUGCCUGUCCCCACCAAUGUACAGACGCCGCCCGUCACAACAGAUGACCUUCCCAAGGAUCUGCAUUCCACCAUGGAGCAUCUCUCGGUCUCUUCGUCAUUCACGCAUCCCACCCCCAGCCGACCUACUGACCCGAUCGAACCGGUUCACAACGGUCGUGCUUCUGAUGCCACCCUAGCAUACGUGACCGAUACUCAGGAACCAUCAUCGGAGUCCCGCACGAAGAACCAUAUACAGAAAAUCUACCAACUUGCGGCCGACACGCUACAAAAGGCAAUGCGCAUGGACGGUGUCAUUUUCUUCGAUGCCGCCGGAUCGAGCGCUGACGGGAGCGACGCCCCCGGUGAAAGUCAACGAACUGUAUAUCCUAGUAGCUCGGGCACGAACACUGCGACGGAUGCUCACAUUCCGCGAAGUGCCGCGCAGCAUGUGCAGCACCUGAAGUCAUCAGACGAGACCAUCUCUCCAUUCUAUGCGACUGCCUGGGUCUCGGGAUCGCACCGACCCACAGCUCAGCAUAUUCCGCGCCGGCUACUCAAAUCUCUGACGAGGAAACACGAACAGGGUAAGAUAUGGCACGCAUCUUCCGAGGAGGACGGCUCCGAUGCAGCGUCCUCGUCUUCGAUGUCAUCCGAGCCAUUGUCCGCUAAGCUGGUCGGAAAUAAGCCCCGUGUCCGUGGUAGCGCCCGAAAUUUUGCAGCUCUUCGCCAAUUGUUGCCCGACGCUCGCUGCAUCAUGUUUUUCCCCAUCUGGAAUCACGGUUCGGGACGGUGGUGCUCGAGUGUCAUCCUUUAUGAUUGCUCGCCGUUACGGACCUUCUCCGUGGACGGUGAAUUACAAUUCACACGCGCCUUCUCGGAUGUUGUCAUGGCCGAGUUGGGCCGGCUGGACACUCAACGCUUGUUGCAGACGAAAUCGACCUUCAUCUCAUCAAUCUCGCACGAACUGCGGACACCUCUCCAUGGAAUCCUCGGCACUGUCGAGCAUCUGAAGCAGCAAAGCCUGGAUUCCACGACGAGUCAGAUGGUGGGUCUUGUUGAGCAAUGCGGACAGACCAUGCUGGACACCAUCAACCAUGUCUUGGACUACUCCCAGGUCGAUCACAUCGUGCGACAUCGGUCUUCAUCCGAAGAGGACAACGGGGUCCCGCGAUUGCAGCGUAGAACCCCAAUGGGCAUGAACAAGUCCAUCACUUCGAAUGCAUCACUUUCCAGGCGAACCGCGACCGUGAAUCGUCUGACCGAAACGACCGUCGACGCGGUCGUCUACUCCUACUACUGCAAUCCAUCAGCUCCCACGUCUCCUAAGAUCUCUCUCAUUUUGGACAUUGACCAAAAUCCAUUGAUCGAUUGGACGUGCCGCUUGAAUCCCGGAGCCUGGAAUCGCGUCUGCACCAAUCUUGUCGUCAAUGCUUUGAAAUUCACCGCCGAGGGGUACAUCCACAUUUCGCUAAAGCAUCAGCCACCCGCCGACGCUUCAAGCGUGGCAGUCGUCAAUCUCGUCGUGACCGACACGGGUCGUGGCAUGAGUCGAGAAUUCAUGCAGUCGUCUUUAUUUCAACCCUUCGAACAGGAGAACGGAAUUGCAGACGGGACUGGCUUGGGUAUGUCUCUAGUUGCGAAGAUUCUGAAGGCGAUCGGUGGGCAGAUCAGCGUCCGUAGCGUGCAGGGAAGCGGUACGACCGUCUCUGUCACAGUACCCAUGGUCCGCCCUCGUCGACACCGGGCUCGUCCGAAAAAGGAAGAUGUCGAAGCGCGUGAUUCAUCACCCGAUGCACGCGAAGAAGGGAAAACGACGAUCUCGGCCAAUUUUGUGGGAACCUCCUGGGGCCCCGGUGAUACCCCUUAUGCACGCGGCCGUCGACUGCUUCGGGUGUCAAUAGACCUCGCGCUUCGAGCAAUCCGACAUCUACCACAGAUGACAACCACCGAUCACACUCAGUCGAUCACGCAGCAUGUGGAUGUUGUUGCGGACAAAGACAUCCCCACGGUCUUUGCUACAGCGCCUACCACAACGACCGGCAUCGAGAGCCCUGAGGCUGCCGAUCAGACCGAGUCCGUCCCCCGUCCGCUUCUCGUCAUUUGUGGCACAUUCCAAUCGAUGCGCCACACCAUCUCGGCCGUUGCCAAAAUUCCCGCCUUGGCUUCAACCCACAUCGAAUAUGUCAUUGAACCGUGUGGACCUAUUCAGCUCGCGAAAGCCAUGUCACGAUGUUUCGCCGCCAUGGCCCCUGAGAUCGCAAACCUAGAAGCUUCAUCCCGAUCCCAUCCGCCAUCCGCCAACCGUCAUGUUGUCCAUCGGCGGUCAAGCAGUCUCCUUGUUGGCAGUGAAGCUGCUGAGAAGCUGCAUCUAGUGAGACGACAGACCAACGAUGACUUGUCGGCUUUCAGCGUACCAGCAAAUUCCGCGCCUCGACAGAAACCGCGUUCUCCACGCGACCACAUCAACAAUAACGACUAUUUCACCCGCACGAGUCGGGUCUCGGGUGCCGGGACAGGGAAACGGAUAGAUUCGCUUACUCAAGCGACUGUCUCAAAAUUGUCCCUUCAGCGGAAUGGAAUUGAAGCCAAGGAUAUGGCAGGUGUUGCGACUGGUGAGUCAGCGUCCACCAUGCCACCUCCGCCUCGCUCGCCGUCGGAAGCAAUGCCAUCGCCUCCGAUCAUCAUUCCAGGCCCAGAAUCGAGCACGGACUCAAAGCCUCCACUGGCACCAUCUGAAAGCCCUACGGCUGCUACGGCGGCUACUGAUCAGGUCGUCAUGCUCCUCGUGGAUGACAACGUCAUCAACAUGCGUCUUCUGAAGAUGCAUGCGGAUAAACAGCAGUAUAAGAAUUACACCGCCCAGAAUGGUCUCGAGGCGGUCGAAUUCUACAAAUCGGCUUUGAAAGAAGCGGUCGAAGCUGCACAAAACACCGCUGUCGAGAAACCUGUCAACGGUGAAUCGCCGCAGCAGAUUUCCAGCAGCGGAUCUCCAAAACUUUCCCAGCCAACCAGCACUGAUCUCGACUCGUCCAUCACCACUCAGGAAUCGACCCCACCCACCUCAACCUCCACACCGCCCUCACGCCUCCCGCGCGUCAUCCUGAUGGACAUCUCCAUGCCCAUCAUGGACGGCUUCGAAGCCACCCGCCAAAUCCGCUCCUUAGAAGCACACGUCGCCAACAAAUCCCGCAAAGCAUCCUCCGCCGCAUCGACGCCAACAUCCUCCUCCUUCCCCUCGAACCUCAACUCCUCAACACCCUCACCGACCACAGCAACGACGACAGACACCCCUCCCUUCACCCACCGUGCCUUCAUCGUUGCCAUGACCGGCCUCGGCUCCGAAGCCGCCCAGGCCGAGGCCCGCGCCAGCGGAAUGGACCUGUUCCUGACCAAACCCGUGCGCUUCAAGGAGCUGAGCCGGAUCCUCGCCGAGCAUGGCUUCGGCCCGCCAGCAGGGAUGGCGGCUCCCGCGAAGAGCACCGCGAUCAAACCUUGAGGGGGAUUUUCCCUCGCUGUUUUCCUUGUCCCGCUUCUCUUCGUAUUGCUUUCCUUUCCUCUGGGUCGGGUCUAUGUAUUUGUAGCGGGAU
Dissoconium aciculare CBS 342.82 is the source of this 4676-nucleotide messenger RNA. RefSeq lists its product as uncharacterized. Gene Ontology annotation, molecular function: histidine phosphotransfer kinase activity; protein binding; phosphorelay sensor kinase activity. NCBI's taxonomy places the organism in Eukaryota, Fungi, Ascomycota, Dothideomycetes, Mycosphaerellales, Dissoconiaceae. Bases 257 to 4585 code for a protein of 1442 amino acids. Gene Ontology annotation, biological process: protein autophosphorylation; phosphorelay signal transduction system. The transcript is spliced from 2 exons. The record is from RefSeq and is a predicted model, not a curated record.